AAAAUAAGUCAUGGAUGAUCCUGAGCCACAUACAUCCAUACUCAAUAUCCUAAAUCAUAUGAGCCAUGGAGGAGAAAAGGAGGAAACAAAGGGAUCGGAUUCGAAAUAUGUCAGGGACAUCAAAGAUCCAACUAGCAUAGCACGUCUUGCCAAAUUCAUCGAAAUCCACUUCAAAAAACUUGAUAUCUUGGUCAAUAAUGCAGCAGAAGGUGGAGUCGUUUAUGUAAAUGAUAGAAAAUUUAGAGAUGGAGGAGGAUUUGUGCAAGUGAUGGACAAAAAUCUACACCUUCUAACGAACGUUCUUGAGGAACCUUAUGAAUUGGCAGAAGAAUGUUUGAAGACAAAUUAUUAUGGAACCAAACGAAUUACAGAAGCGCUUAUUCCUCUUCUCCAACUCUCUAAAUCGCCAAGAAUCGUAAACGUUACAUCUGCUUAUGGAAACCUACACUGGUUUUACAAUGAGAAGCUGAAAGAAGAGUUAAUUGACAUUGAGAAUUUGACUGAAGAAAAGAUCAAAGAGAUUAUUCAAGGGUUUUUGAGGGACUUUAAGGCUGGUAAGUUACAGGAGAAUGGAUGGCCCUUGACAGUUGCAGCUUAUAAAGUUUCGAAAGCUGUUCUUAAUGCAUACACAAGGCUAAUGGCAAGAAAGUUUCAAAAUAUUCUUGUGAACUGCGUGCAUCCUGGGUAUUGUGUAACGGAUAUGACAUCUAACACGGGAGUCAGUACUGCAGAAGAAGGCGCUAAAGGUCCAGUAAUGGCUGCUUUGUUGCCUGAUGAGGGGCCUUCCGGCGCCUAUUUUGAUAAAAUGGAGAGAGCUUCAUUUACGUUAAUUGAAAGGGCAAUAUGUAUAAUCAUGGUUUUGGCCGAAAUAAUCAAGGAAAUUGCCACCACCACCAUCGUGAGGUGGUGGUUGGCGCCUUUUGCCGCCACCAGCCGUUGUGUUGGGUUGCGGUGUGCAUUUAUGUGUGAUUGGGUUGUUAAUUGA
Messenger RNA from Lactuca saligna, 985 nucleotides. Lineage: Eukaryota; Viridiplantae; Streptophyta; Magnoliopsida; Asterales; Asteraceae. The record is from the annotation of a GenBank genome assembly.